CCUCCACGAAUCGUGCACCAUGGUGAGCGAAUGUCAUGAUUUAGCUUUGUGGUAAGCUGACUGUAAUUGUUCUAGGCCAGACGUUAUGACAGUACGUUGCAUCCACACCGUGAAGCCAUCUAGCUAACGGUAGACGCAAUGCUUCAGGUCGUACCACGAUCUUCUCGCCCGAAGGGCGACUAUAUCAAAUCGAGUAUGCCAUGGAGGCAAUCUCACAUGCGGGUACAGUCCUUGGUGUGCUUGCAAAAGACGGCGUCGUCCUUGCAGCGGAGAAGAAGGUAACAGGGAAGCUGCUGGACAUGAGCGGCUCGAAGGAAGGGGGCUACGGAGGUAGCGGAGAGAAGAUCUUCCUGCUCAACUCGAAUGUUAUCUCGGGUGUCGCGGGUCUCACUGCAGACGCAAACUCACUCGUCAAUUAUUCACGACAAACAGCACAAGGCCACUUGUUCAACUACAACGAUGAUAUCCCGGUUGAGCUUCUCGUGCAAAGACUAUGUGAUCUCAAGCAGGGGUACACCCAAUACGGAGGUCUGCGUCCGUUCGGUGUAUCCAUUCUCUACGCCGGCUACGACCCGCACUACCAGUUCCAGCUCUACCACUCGGACCCAUCAGGGAACUACUCCGGCUGGAAGGCGACGUGCAUCGGCGCCAACAACGGCACCGCGCAGAGCCUGCUCAAGCAGGAGUACAAAGACGACAUCGGCAUCGACGAGGCGGUCGGGCUCGUCCUCCGGACGAUGAGCAAGACCAUGGACAGCACUACGCUGGGAAGCGAGAAGCUGGAGUUUGCUACGCUGACGCUGGACGCGGAUAAGCGGCCCAAGGCGAAGAUAUACAAGCCCGCAGAGAUUGACGCGCUGCUGGUGAAACACGACCUCGCGAAGAAGGACGAGGAUGCGGAAAUGAGGGCUGCAUGAUGGUGAACCGUGAUGCUGGCUCGGACGGACCCUACUGUUGUACACCUUAUUGCAAUUGAGUGCGCUUUCCCAUGCAA
This is a messenger RNA of Rhodofomes roseus, 994 nucleotides long. RefSeq names its product nucleophile aminohydrolase. The coding region runs from base 201 to 917 and encodes 238 amino acids. The transcript is spliced from 6 exons. Gene Ontology annotation, cellular component: proteasome core complex, alpha-subunit complex; nucleus; proteasome core complex. The record is from RefSeq and is a predicted model, not a curated record. NCBI's taxonomy places the organism in Eukaryota, Fungi, Basidiomycota, Agaricomycetes, Polyporales, Fomitopsidaceae.